GUUAGUGCUCACUAGCGCCGCCAGCGGACUGGAGUUGUAGCACAAUCACAGCUGACUGCGGUUCCAGCAGGAGAACAAACAUCAUGACGGCCCGAAAAUCUGGUUCACGGAUAGAGACAGAAAUAGAAAGAUGUCGUUCUGAGGGACAAUGGGACAAAAUCCCUGAACUCGUGCGGCAGCUUUCUGCUAAACUCAUUUCAGUCGACGACGUUGGAGAGUUAUUAUUGGGUGAAAUGAAGCUGCAGCAGUUCUUGAAGGAGAACCCCUUAAAGCAGAACUGCAGCCCCCGCCCCUCCUGCCCCCCACUGACCGAAGCCCGCUCACACCUCACUAACGCUGUACAGCGAGGGAACCUCCGGCCGGAGCUGCAGCAGGAGGCCAAUGUGCUGUUGGGAAAGUUGUGUUAUGUUGAAGGCGACUACACUGAGGCUCUUACUCACUUCAGUCGUGUGAACUUGGACGAUAUGCAGCUGAGCAGUGCUCCAAUUUACCGCCUGGCCAUGAUUGCUGAAGCUUAUGCCACCAAGGGUUUGUGUCUGGAGAAGAUGUCCACCUCCUGUCCACCAUCCAGCACUGACCGAGAUCAGGAGAUCAUCACUUGCUAUGAGAAGUCUGGAGAUAUCGCUCUGCUCUACCUGCAGGAAGCUGAGAAGGCUCUAAGUGCUGGAAUGCAGAACCGCAGCCCCAAACCUGGCCCUGUCUCACAGGAACAGGAACUUGGCUUCUUUCUGGAGACUGGACUUCAACGUGCUCACGUUAUACACUUCAAGAAUGGUAAUCUGACACUUGGUGUUGGACGGUUUCGAGAGAUUCUCCGUGCCGUGGAAACAAGAACCACACAGAACCUUCGUAUGACAAUAGCGCGUCAGUUGGCAGAGAUCCUACUCAGAGGGAUGUGUGAACAGAGUUAUUGGAGUCCGCUGGAGGAUCCGCCUGCACAGUCUCCACUUGAUGAACCACAGUGUACACACACACAUACUGAGUACACACUGCCCCGUCGAGCACGCAUCUACACAGGGGAGAAUCUGUUCUGUCCUCAGGAGAACACAGAAGAAGCUCUACUGCUGUUACUGAUUAGUGAAUCUAUGGCUAACAGAGAUGCAGUAUUGAGUCGUAUACCUGAACACAGUGCUGAUCGAGUUUUGAGUCUGCAGAGUGCAUCUGUAGUGUACGAUCUGCUCACCAUCGCUCUGGGACGACGCGGCCAAUAUGAGAUGCUCUCUGAGUGUUUGGAGAGAGCAAUGAAGUUUGCAUUUGAGGAGUUCCACCUUUGGUACCAGCUGGCACUCUCACUCAUGGCAGCAGGAAAGUCUGCUCGGGCAGUAAAGGUAUUGAAGGAAUGUAUUCGUCUGAAGCCGGACGAUCCCACCAUCCCUCUGCUAGCUGUGAAGCUGUGUAUAGGAAACCUGCACUGGCUUGACGAGGGUGAGUGUUUUGCUCAGAUGGUUGUAGACAUGCAGGAUAAAGCAGCAGAGUUCAGGGCAAAGGGUUACCUCGCACUCGGCCUUGUCUACAGCCUCAAAGCUACGGAUGCAUCUCUGAGGGGUGUACAGGAGGAGUACCAGAAGAAAGCCCUGGGAGCAUUUCAGAGAGCUCAGUCUCUCGCUCCUACAGAUCACCUGGCUGUGUUUUACUUGGCUCUGCAGCUCGCAGUGUCUCGCCAGAUCCCUGAGGCACUGGGUUAUGUGCGUCAGGCUCUUCAGCUGCAGGGGGAUGAUGUUCACUCACUACAUCUCCUGGCUCUGCUGCUCUCUGCUCAGAAGCACUACCACGAUGCUCUCAACAUCAUCGAGAUGGCACUCAGCGAAUACCCCGAAAACUUCAUGUUGCUGUUCACUAAAGUAAAGUUGGAGACAUUGUGCCGUGGCCCUGAGGAAGCUCUGCUCACAUGUAAACACAUGCUGCAGAUCUGGAAGUCCUGCUACAACCUUACCAACCCAAGUGAUUCAGGGCGUGGCAGCAGUCUGUUGGACAGGGCAGUAGCUGAUCGGAGGCAACUGAAUGCUGUCACACUGCCAGACUUCAGUGACCCAGAGACGGGCUCAGUGCAUGCUCUGUCAGUGGCAGCAUCGCGGGUAGAACAGGCUCUGUCUGAAGCGUCCUCUCUGCAGAGCAGCACUCCUAAACAUGGACCUCUGCAUCCCUGGAUGACUCUUGCUCAGAUCUGGCUGCAUGCAGCGGAGGUGUAUAUUGGGAUGAUCAAGCCGGCCGAGGCAAUGGCAUGCACCCAGGAGGCAGCGAGUCUGUUUCCAACAUCCCAUAAUGUCCUGUUCAUGAAGGGCCAAGUGGCCGAGCUCAGAGGAAACCUGGAGGAUGCUAAGCGAUGCUAUGAGGAAGCUCUGGCUAUAAGCCCCGCCCAUAUCCGCAGCAUGCAGAGACUGGGGGUUAUCCUAUACCAGCUGCAGAGGUUCUCAUUAGCGGAGAAGGUUCUGUGUGAAGCCGUACAACUGUGUUCUUCAUCUCACUUGGGCUGGCACAGUCUUGCUGAGGUGCUACAGGCACAAGGCAACAUGGCGGCUGCCUCUGAGUGCUUCCUCACUGCACUGCAACUGGAGGCCAGCAAUCCCAUCAUGCCUUUCACCAUCUUGCCCCGUGCACUCUGAUGCAUACACACACACACACACACAUACACCACAAAACACCAGUGUACAGUGUUACUCUUUGUCUCCUGAAGCUCCUAAGUGUAUUGUGUUCAUAUGAAGUGCUAUUAUGUAUAACCCUAAACACACACACACACACACACACACACACACACACACACACAGUGUGUUACUAACCUGUGAUGCAUGAGUGUGAUGCUGUGUGUUCAUAAAUGUUCAUGCGUGUAAAUAUGAAAUAUAUAAUAAAGAUUCUCUCUCAAUCUGUUUAAACACAAACACUAAUGAAUCUGUUAGCAAAUCAUUCGAUUCGUUUAACUGUUCAUUAAAUCCUGUUGUGAUUCA
Tachysurus fulvidraco (yellow catfish) is the source of this 2942-nucleotide messenger RNA. RefSeq names its product tetratricopeptide repeat domain 7B (gene ttc7b). Gene Ontology annotation, cellular component: plasma membrane. The record is from RefSeq and is a predicted model, not a curated record. Gene Ontology annotation, molecular function: protein binding. Lineage: Eukaryota; Metazoa; Chordata; Actinopteri; Siluriformes; Bagridae. Gene Ontology annotation, biological process: phosphatidylinositol phosphate biosynthetic process; protein localization to plasma membrane. The transcript is spliced from 20 exons. The coding region runs from base 84 to 2603 and encodes 839 amino acids.